UUUUUCCCGACUUAGUCAUUUCCCCUGUAAGUUUCCGAAACUUAACCCGGAGGAUGCUCUUCACAAGGUGUGACCGCGCAUGACGUGCGUGACGUACCUGGUUUAUAAAGAGAUGCGCUCCCCGUCCGUGGCAUCCACUCGGCACUGGCGCGCGCAAUGGCAGACGCUGAAAUCCAGUCGCUCCAUUACUCUGUUGGUGUUUUAGGAAUCUCUGGCGGCGCUCUUCUACUUCUGGUGAAUGACUAUGGCAGUGCCCCGGGACAGAGUCUAAUCUCCAGCACCGCCCUAGGAGUUCUGCUGCUCAUCAUCGCCGCUCUGCUGGCAUAUUCUGGAGUGAGACGCAGCCUCUCCGCCGCUCCCCUGUUCACAUGCCUGUGCUUGACGGUGUCUGCCCUGUGGUGUGGCUCAGGCCUGGUGUACAUCCUGGUAGGGGAGAACAUAGUCGCCCCCACCCCCGACAACCUCAGAAAUGCCAUGAUCCCUGGCCUUGCAGCUUUUACACUUGCCCUGCUCGUAUUAGCACUGGUAGCUGUGUUAGCCAAGGAGACAGUGCUCUUUAUCAUAGCCCUCACCAUCAGCUUAGCCUGCGCCCACCAGAUAGCCGGGCUAGCCGACGUUAGCUUCGGACAAGCUGCUACCGCGGCUAACUACCUCCUCGUAUGCUGCAUAGGUGCGUAUUUCGGGAUUGGUCGGCUGCUCUCGUUUAUCACGCGUGGCGCCGUGCAGCUUCCCGGCACAGCAGGCGCGUCAGACAAAUCCAACCAGACCAAACCACAGGGCCUGGACACUGCCGACGUUGUAGCCGUCGGUCUGGUUAUGAACCUGCUGUCUGCUAGCGUGCUAGCCUGCCCCGUAGUGGACGUGAUCCCUAGGCUGUCUCAAGGCCUAGUGCCAUGGCUGUGGACAGCUGGCGUCUUCCAGCUCGGCGUCUGCCUCCUCUGCUACCGCGGCCUCGACAUCAUAUCCGCCACAUUUUAUGGUUUCAUGGCCAUUCUGAGAUUCGCAGAGGGCUACAGCGUGCUAGUGGCCGACCUAACGGGUGACGCUCAGCCCUAUUCGGCCGUCCCCUUCCCUGCAGUCUUCGCCAUCCUGUUCUCCAUUCUGGCGCUGUUUAGCUUCCAGCGGAGCUUGGCGGACACCCUCUACCAGCUCUUCUUCGUAGCCUAUAGCAUCGCUAUCGCCGCCCAGCCCCAAGGCUUCUUCCAGGCCGGCACGCAAGGCGUCCAGGCGGCCAUCUUCGUUGCCACGACGCUGAUGCUCCUGGUCACUCUCAACAACAAGGCAUCGGCCUACAAGAUCCCCACAGGCGACAGCUUGCUCAAAGCCCUGACCACCCGCACCACCGGCAGCCUCUCCCUGAGGUCCCAGGACAAGGACUUCCAUGCCCCAUACUUGGGCUACUCCAAGUACGCCGACGCUGAGGUCCUGGGCCACGGCUGCAGUGUGCUGGCUGCCUUUGCUAUCACGGCCACCGUGGGGACUGAGGGGCCUCUGGCUGUGCUGAUCCUGCCCUGGGCGGUAGUGUCCGGGGGCGUCCUUCAGCUCCUGUGCGGCUCCGUGGCCUUCUCCCGGGGCAAGACGCUGGAGAGCGCCGCCUUCAUCAUGCAGGGCUUCAUGUGGACGGUGUGGGGGCUGACACGCUUCGGCGGCCUGUACGGCUCCACGCGUGGCUUCAGCGUGGCCGUGGGGAUCAUCUCCUUCAUGCUGUUCAACGCGCUGGUGACGGUGGCGGCGCUGUUCCUCAGCGUGGCCUGGUUCGCCUACGCCUUCACCUUCCAGCUCAUCCUCAUCAGUUUCCUGUUGGACAGCGUGGGGGCACUUCCCUACGGCUACGAUAUCGGCGUCACCAUCAUCUUUGGCCUGGUCAGUUUCUAUUGCUUCCUGGCACACCUGUUCAACACCACCUUCCAAACGCCACAGAUGCCACUCGGGGCGCCGCUGGUGAGGCUGAUGGGCAAGGGCCGGGACAAGUGCCCUCACCUGCCCUCCAGGAAGGCCACGUCUGUCAUGAAGAUCGCAGAGAUUAUGAAGAAUGGCGGCAUAUGCGGGAUGCCAACGGAUACAGUCUACGUGCUGGUGGCGGCUUGCAAUCGCCCUGACGCUGUUGAAAAGGCCUACAAAACCAAGCAGCAUGCUGGGGACCGGCCCAUGUCCUUGUGGGUGUCGUCCAUCAAACAGCUGGAGCCAGUGAGGGCCCAGAUAAACCCCCUCCUCUGGGACCUGAUGGAAGCAGCCUGGCCGUCUUCCAUCAGCCUCGUCAUCCCAAGAGCCCCCUGGAUGGAAUUUUUUGGUCUGAAGGACUCAUCAAAGUACAUCGGCACGCCACAAAGCAUAGCCAUCAGAAACCCAGACUGCACCGUAGCCACACAGCUCAUAAAUCUGGUUGGACCGAUCGCUGUGACUUCCGCAAACCCCACUGGCGAGGCAGACACCACUCAUCAUAACCAGGUGUAUGCUAAACUGGGAGACAAGGUGGACGCUGUGCUGUGUGAUGGUCCGUCCCCUGAGAACAUUGCUUCCACGGUGGUGGACUGCACCAAGAUCGACAGUGGAAACAUUGGCUUCUUCAGAGUGGGGCUUAUACCCAAGUCAAAGGUGUUGCAGCUUUUCGAGGAGGUUCAGAAGAAGCAUAAGCAUGGGCAGAUGAACCCUGGCUUCGAGACAGACAUCAGCGACUCGAUGGAGCGGGAGAGGGCAACGGCAAUAACAGAUGAGGAGAGGACAGAUGUGGAGAGGACAGACGAGGAGAGGACAGACGAGGAGAGGACAGACAAAGAAGAGACAACAGCCGAGACGGAUCAUGCAGAGGACUCCGAUUCAGAGUCCAAUGACACUCUUUAGGUCUCCGAUAGCCUAUGCUGCACGCGGCAAUGACAUUACAUUACCCUCAAUGGGUAUUGGGCAGUAGUGGCAAUAAUUUGCAGAUGUUGGGCAAAGCUUGUCCAAAAAGGCCAUUGCUGUAGUUAUUUAUUGAGUACUGGGCAACAGUCUAGUGUAUAUCGCACUCAUCCAACAGGAAAGCAUCAGCAGGUGCCAAAUGAAAAACUGUCAAAUAUGUAGAAGCGGGGAAGGAUCUGCGCACUCUGCUUGCAAAAGAGCAAGGUUGAACAAGAUCUAUGAUCGAAACAUUGCUCCCAAUAAAGUCUUUUGCAAACAGUGUGCAGAUUCUUCCCCGUUUCUAUAUAUUGGAGAAUAAGUGGCAAUCACUUGCAGAUGUCGGGCAAAGCUUGUCGAAAAAAUGCCAUUACUGUAGUUCACUGUUAUUUAAAAGAUAAUUGCUAUUCUUACAAAUCUGGCUUAAAAAUGUAGCUUGUAAAAUAUGUAAAAUUACCUUAAGUUAUUUAUAUAUAUCUACCAUUGUCAAAAAACAUUCAAUGGUUAAGUAAAGUGAAAGUAAGUACCGGUAAAGUAAAGUAAAGUAAAGUAAGUCCAAUUAAGUCCUUCCAACUGAUCCAUCCUCUGAUCCUCAGCACUAAUGUCAAAAGCCAUAUAAUUCUGUUCACCCCUUGUAUUGCCAUUCCAAUGCACUGUUUUAUGAAAAUUAGUAAAAAUUAUCGUACAACGACUCUAUGCUAUGAUUAUAAUUCAGCCUGAAAGGCCAUUAAAAUGAACCAUAUAUGUUGUGCAUAUUCUCUUUUGUAAAUAUCAACAUAGCAUGUCAUUCAAAUGUUGAACAUGCUGUGGCAUACUUUGAAUGUUUUAAUGAUUUGUUUUUGUAUAAUAAACAUAACACUGUUUGUCAGUCCUUGUCCAACCCUCAA
This is a messenger RNA of Engraulis encrasicolus (European anchovy), 3761 nucleotides long. RefSeq lists its product as uncharacterized. Bases 157 to 2841 code for a protein of 894 amino acids. Gene Ontology annotation, biological process: regulation of translational fidelity. Gene Ontology annotation, molecular function: tRNA binding; nucleotidyltransferase activity; double-stranded RNA binding. The record is from RefSeq and is a predicted model, not a curated record. The transcript is spliced from 12 exons. NCBI's taxonomy places the organism in Eukaryota, Metazoa, Chordata, Actinopteri, Clupeiformes, Engraulidae. Gene Ontology annotation, cellular component: cytoplasm.